CUCCGUUGUCUGUUUUACUCACAUCCCUGAAGCGAGUAAGCACAGUGUUUGAAUUGGCAGGUAAAGCGGUCUAAGUUCAAUGAACUUUAAUGAAUUACAAGUGAAGCGCGAGCGUCCGGUCAUUUGUCUCACCCAGUGUCGCGAGCAAUGCUGAGGUAAACCGCCGCCACUUUGUGAACUCAGCUCAGACUGCUGGCAAGCUAGCACUGGCUAGCUUAGCCUCUCAUAACAACAAUGUCUGGUCUUCCACUAAAUAACUUGAAGGAGCAGCUGGCGAGGCACAGCAAUGCUGCUCAGAGCAAGCUGUCUCUGGCUAAACCUAAACCGGGGGCCUUUUCUUUCAAAAAGAAGUCCUCAUCAGGUACAACUAAGGUGGAAGUCCUGACCAAGGUAAUCUCCUCUAAUGUUUUGGCAAACAGGAAUGUCAAUGUCCCUAAGAACCCUUUGGUGACUCAGUCUCCUUUUUUAAACAAGCUUGAGAGACCUCAAAAAUCCCAAUUCAACAGCUUCUUCCCUGUAAGUUCAAAAGGCACAUCGGACUCCAUCAGCCCAGCAGGUAACUGUGCUCCUGCAGGCCAGACUCCUUCAGCAGUGUCCGUUACUAAGGUGAAAACAGCUUCAACUAAAUCUGACAAUCAGUUCACUAGUAGCAAUGGAGACAACUCCACAAGUCUGGAUACAUCUCUGGGAUUCACAUUAGACGACUGGGAUGAUUUUGAUGACUUUGAAACUCCUGUCAAAGCAAAAAAUGACUCAUUCAGUUCAGAAAUAUCUGGGAAGAGUGCCAAUCCAGGAUCAUCUUUUAGUGAAGAAAAAACACAGUUCGCAGGGAAAUUAAACCAUGAUGUCUCUCUUAUAACACCGGAGUUGAGCACUGGUUUUGCAAAGAAGAAGGGCCUUUCCACAAGUGAACAGUCUUGUAUGAAGACAGAUAAACGUGAGCACACAGUCAACAAAACUGCAGCUUCUGUAGGACCUAGUUUAAAUCAGGACCCAGCAGAGUUUGAACACCAGGAUUCUCCUGUUAGAAGGCCCAGAAGAAAUCUUCCUGCUCCUGUAACCUCUGUCUUCAGUGACAGUGAAGAGGACAACAGUGAUGUGAUUGAGCCUCUAAAAGAAAGGACAGAUAAUAAAAAAUGUAUUGACCCAAAGGCAAUACAGCUUUGUGACAAUUCAGAGCCUGAAGAUGAUUUUGAUUACAUUCCCCCUUCUCCGAUCCCUGAUGACAUCUCUUACAACACUUCUACAAAGGAGACCAGAUCUAAAUCAGCUGGUGCUGAAAGCCGAGAAAGUCCUGUGCAAUCAAAGGGACCCAUCACGACACUACCCGAACCCUCUGAUCAACACUCAAAGGACAAAAUAAAUGAGCAACUCUUCAGUAUCAUGGAGUCAAUUUGUUCUCUGGUUGAUUCCAUCCCUGAACAUGAACUAAUAGCUCUGUCAUAUGGAGAUGAGCUUUUGCUGAAGAGGGCUCAACGGAAGAGGAUUCUUGCAACAGGUGGUGGCGGUUUACUAAAGAUGCAGCAGCCAGACAGCACUGUGCUUUCUGAACCCAGCUUUAAAGAAAAGACUUCUCUCAGCUGUGAUUCAUCAAAUGUUAUGUCAUGUAGCACCUCUUUGUCUGUGCACUCCAAAAAGCCUCCUCAGAUCAGGCGAUCUUCAGUCAUCUCUGUGGACAAUGACUCUGAUCACUCUGACAGUAUUAUUAUCACAGAGCCUUUGCACAGUAAAAACAGUGGGACCAUGUAUGUAAAGAGUCAGAGCACCUGUGACUCUCCAUCAACCCACAGCCUCACAAAUCCAUCCCUUGAUUUGUUGAAGAAAACGAGUACAGACCUGGAUGAUUCAGAUCUCUUCUUCUCUCCCAAAAAGCUGCAGACUGUUGUUCAGAACAAACCUAAAACCCCAGCAACUGUUUCAGCAGCACAAGACAUAGAACUAGAUGACUUUUACAAUGACUACUUUGACAUAGAUGACUUCAAUGACUCAGAUAUCCCUGAUUACUAUGACGAACCCCCAAACUCCAGCACCGUGACUAGAACAGUGAAAGAGGGGGGACCAAGUAAGUCUUUGUGGGAGAAGAAACCAUCAACACCUGCUCCCACACCCAAGCCGUCAAAGAUCUGCUCACCUGAGCCCACUUUCAGAAACCCGGCCCAUGAUCGCUUCAGAGGGUUCAAUUUCCCCCACUCACAGGAGAUGAUGAAGAUCUUUCACAAGCGUUUUGGUCUUCAUCAUUUCAGGUUCAAUCAACUGGAAGCAAUUAAUGCAACAAUUCUGGCGGAGGACACUUUCGUUUUGAUGCCCACAGGUGGAGGUAAAAGCUUGUGCUAUCAGCUGCCUGCCUGCGUGUCACCGGGAGUCACUGUGGUCAUUUCUCCCCUCAAAUCACUCAUUGUAGACCAGAUCCAGAAACUCACUACACUAGAUAUCCCAGCAACAAGCCUGUCUGGUAAUGUAAGUGAGACAGAAGCAGGCAGGAUUUAUAUGCAGCUCUCCAGGAAAGACCCCAUCAUUAAACUUCUCUAUGUCACUCCUGAAAAAUUGAGUUUAAGUAACAAGCUGAUCUCUGCCCUGCACAACCUGUAUGAGCGAGGCCUUUUGGCGCGUUUCGUCAUAGAUGAGGCCCAUUGUGUCAGUCAGUGGGGUCACGAUUUCCGCCCAGACUACAAGAAGUUGCAUGAACUGCGUCAGAAGUUCCCCAACGUGCCGAUGAUGGCCCUGACAGCCACCGCCACCCCGCGUGUUCAGAAAGACAUCCUGAACCAGCUGAAUAUGACUCGGCCGCAGGUGUUCACCAUGAGCUUCAACAGAACAAACCUGAAGUACGCUGUCCUGCCCAAGAAACCCAAAAAGGUUGACGAGGACUGCAUUAACUGGAUCAAGAAGCACUACCCACGUGACUCUGGCAUCGUGUACUGCCUGUCCCGUAACGACUGUGAUGCCUUGGCUGAGAGUCUGCAGAGAGCAAAGAUAUUGGCGCUGGCGUAUCACGCAGGACUGAGUGACGGUGACAGAGAAUACGUGCAGAGCAAGUGGAUCAACCAGGAUGGCUGCCAGGUCAUCUGUGCCACCAUAGCCUUUGGCAUGGGCAUCGAUAAGCCUGAUGUGCGCUAUGUGAUCCAUGCCAGUCUGCCUAAGUCAGUGGAGGGUUACUACCAGGAGUCUGGGAGAGCUGGCAGAGAUGGAGAGAUCUCUCACUGUAUUCUUUUCUACUCCUACACAGACGUUCACCGCAUCAAGAGGAUUAUCAGCAUGGACAGAGAAGGUGACAGACACACCAAGGCUACUCAUUACAACAACCUCCACAGCAUGGUGCACUUCUGUGAGAACAUGAUGGAGUGCAGAAGAAUUCAGCUGCUCGCUUACUUUGGAGAGAUGAAGUUCAACAAAAGCUUCUGUAAGGAGCACGCAGACGUCAGCUGUGACAAUUGCGCCAAACCCAACCAAUACAAGAUGAGAAAUGUCAGUGAAGACGUGAAGAAGAUUGUGAGGUUUGUCCAGGAGAAUUGUGAGAAAGUCGGAGCAAAGUUUGGCAGGACCGCUCAGCAAAACCGACUGACAUUGAAUAUGCUAGUGGACAUCUUUGUAGGCUCUAAAUCUGCCAAGAUACAGACAGGGAUGUUUGGGAUGGGAGGAGCCUACUCGCGGCAUAAUGCUGACCGUCUCUUCAAAAAGCUGGUGCUGGACAACGUCCUGGUGGAGGACCUCUACAUCACAAACAACGGCCAAGCUGUGGCGUAUGUCUCUGCUGGACCCAAAGCCAUGAAUGUGCUAUCUGGACACAUGCAGGUGGAGUUCUAUGAGACAGAGAGUGCAUCCAGCAUCAGGAAACAUAAAUCUGCUGUGGCCAAGAACGUCUCCCAGAGAGAGGAGAAGGUUCAGCAGUGUCUGAACGAGCUGACGGAUCUGUGCAAGCAGCUGGGGAAAGCGUUUGGCCUUCACUAUUACAACAUCUUCUCCACUGCCACCUUGAAAAAGAUAUCUGAAAAGCUUUCUUCUGACCCCGAAGUCCUCUUACAAAUCGAUGGUGUGACAGAAGACAAACUGGAGAAGUACGGAGCUGAAGUCAUUCAGGUCCUACAGAAAUACUCUGAGUGGCAGCUGCCUGAGGAACAACAGACUGACAACGGUGGAGACGGGUGGAUCGACACAGCACAAGGCCGCACAUAUGGAGACUCUGAUGAUGACACAGAGUCCUCCACGUACUUCAGUAAGCAGGCUACACAGGGACAGAAGAGAAAGAAAGCUCCAUUCUUCAAAUAUGCCAAGAAGAAAAAAGCAUACGGCAACACAAGUUCCAACUCUAAAGGACGUGGCUAUAGCAGCAAUAAAUCGUUCUCAUCGUACAGCUAUAGAGGUGGAUCAAAAGCUGCAGGCCGGGGGUCAAGGAGCUCAGCAGGAGAUGCAUCAACAGGCAGGACACCAGGCAUCCUGACCACCCCAACCCCUCAAACCAGUGACAGACCCUUCCUAAAACCAACCUUUUCAUACUUGGACUAAGGCCUUCUUCUGGAUCUGGCUUUCUGGGAUAACAGACUACUUUUUUCAGACCAAGUUGAUUUACCAGUUACAUGCAACUGUUCAUUGAAACUGCUAGAAGUGUACAUAUUUAUGUUGUUUAGAUUUUGUAUUGAUUGUUGUAAAUUGUGACUUUUCACUGACUAUUUUCAUGCAAUUGUUUUUAAAGAUUUUUUUUAUAUUAAAUAUUAA
Molecule: messenger RNA, 4713 nt
Organism: Plectropomus leopardus (leopard coralgrouper)
Lineage: Eukaryota; Metazoa; Chordata; Actinopteri; Perciformes; Serranidae
Gene: blm
Product: BLM RecQ like helicase
Biological process (GO): DNA replication; telomere maintenance; double-strand break repair via homologous recombination
Cellular component (GO): cytoplasm; nucleus; chromosome
Molecular function (GO): 3'-5' DNA helicase activity; four-way junction helicase activity; DNA binding
Source: RefSeq, a predicted model, not a curated record